UAGUGACAGUGACAAUGAUUCUUAUAGAGAUAGCAAUAGUAGCGAUAGUGAUGAUAAUGAUAGUGAUAGUGACGAUAUUAAUAGUGAUAAGUCUGACAUAAAUAAAUAUGAAGAAAAGGAAGUUUCAGAUUAUGAAAACGAAUAUUAG
Messenger RNA from Funneliformis caledonium, 148 nucleotides. The record is from the annotation of a GenBank genome assembly. NCBI's taxonomy places the organism in Eukaryota, Fungi, Glomeromycota, Glomeromycetes, Glomerales, Glomeraceae.